Ascoidea rubescens DSM 1968 is the source of this 1108-nucleotide messenger RNA. It is a transcript of the gene MRPL22, whose product is annotated as mitochondrial 54S ribosomal protein uL22m. The transcript has a single exon. Gene Ontology annotation, cellular component: ribosome; mitochondrial large ribosomal subunit. The record is from RefSeq and is a predicted model, not a curated record. The coding region runs from base 26 to 1075 and encodes 349 amino acids. Gene Ontology annotation, molecular function: structural constituent of ribosome. NCBI's taxonomy places the organism in Eukaryota, Fungi, Ascomycota, Saccharomycetes, Ascoideales, Ascoideaceae. Gene Ontology annotation, biological process: translation; ribosome assembly.
CAGUGCUUUCGGUUUGAAUCUCACCAUGCUCUUCAACAAUGUCAAGCAAACGACCUCAAGGCUGUCAAAUUACAUGAACUUGCUCUUGAAUAGGGCCUCUUUACACCAGCUUCCUGGAAUAACAACAUGCAAAGCAGCCGGUUCUUUUAAUAACUUUCAUGUGCUGAAGUACUUCAGUUCAUUUUCAAUUCAAAACGACGAAAAAAAAAACUCGAUAUUUAGUGACUUGACUACAGUCGAUAACAACACAAAAACUGAAGCAUUGACAAAUCGAAUUGCUGAAGGUUUUGAUGCUAUUGGAUCACACGAAGAACUGCCUGCUUCUAAAACUGAAAACAAUCUCGAAGAUAUUGAUGAAGAAACUGCUCAAAGAAUUAAACUAGUUAAAGAAACUGAAAAGGCCAAAAAACGCAUUCAGAAAGUUGAAGAUGAUCCAGAAUUAGUGGAAUUUAAUAAAAAGUUCAUUAUAAAUCAAGCUGCUGAUGAUUUGCUUUCCCCAUUAAAACGAAAAGUAUAUUUGGCUAAUGUUGGAAAGUUUGGAUUUUUUAAAAAUAAUCAAAAUAUUCAAGUCGAAGGAAAAAGUUAUGUUUUGAAUCUUACAAAAGAAGAAAUUCAAAGUUUGGAGCCUUCCAUCUAUUUAAAAUCCUUCAGACUAAUUGGUUCUACAAAAAAAGCAUUGCAUAUUGUUCGGUUACUAAGAGGACUAACAUUAAAGGCAGCUAUUGCUCAAACUCAAUUUAUUGAAAAGAAGGUUGCAAAAGAAUUUUCUCCAAUUCUAGAAAGUGCCAUUGAAACCGCAAAAACCUAUAAUUUAAAUGCUAACGAUCUUUACGUUUCCGAAAUUUGGGCUGGAUCAGAUGGUGAAACAGAAAAGGGACUUGAUCCAAAAAAUAAAGGGAGAUUUGGUAUAAAACGUUUUAGAAGACAUCAUAUCAAAGCUGUUUUAAGAACAUCUCAAACACUUAAAAGACUAAACUAUGAAAAACUUGAGUUGCAGAAAAAGAAAAAACCUGCCUUUACUCCUUUAAGAAACCUUGGAAUCACUACUCGUCAAUCUCAAUUCAUGAAAUGGUGAAACAAAGUACAUUACAAAAGAUUUUAACAUCUC